CCAGGACAGCAGCAACAAGUGAUGCCAUCUGUCUUAUCAGCGCUGAGGGAAAACCGUUGGAAACCGUUGGAAAUCUCAAGAAAUAGAAGGGGGAUGCAAGCACUUUUUGGUGAAUCAGUAAAAUGAGGCUGAUUUGUAUUUUUAUCAGCGUUUUUACAUUUUACGAGUGACUUCAAAGUUGUUUUCUAUUUUUUUUUAUUGUUUAAUAUAGCCUAUAUUUUUAUUUGAAUUGCAUUGCUUUCCCCCUAAUGGAUGGGAUUGAAGGCGAAUGACGCACCACACUGAAACUAUUUAAAUGUUUUACGCGUUCUAGUGUGGAGGCGUUUUGGAGUGGUCGGACAGCACACGUCAAGCUCUAGAACCUUUGGAACACCUGAUUCUUCUGUCGAUAACACACGGAUGCCAAGUGGAACUCUUUCUCUCUCUGUUUACAUUUGAUUCUCUUUGGCAACUUUUUCAUUUAGCUCACCAGACCAGACGCACUCUUGUUUAGUUUUUAUCCCAAGGAACUAUUAAAUCGUUUUCCCUUUUAAGGUUUUUGAAAUGACGAGCCAAAGUACUGAGAGAAGUAGGCCUAUAGGGACUCUGGCGUUGCUGCGUUCCGUUUUGCUGUUGGGUCUUCUUCACAUUGGUGCACCAGAGGCGAGGAGGCUACGGGGCAGCCGCGCGCAACACCGGAGAGCCUCGGCCAUGCCGUCCCCAACGUUAACAUACAGGGACCGGGUAGUAGAGGGGACCGGAGCCGGUGAGAGCUUCCCGUUAGACUUCACCGCUGUCGAGGGGAACAUGGACAACUUCAUGACCCAAAUUAAAAACCUGGCGCAGUCGCUGUACCCGUGCUCGGCGCAGAAGCUGGACCAGGACAUGAGGCUGCACUUCUUGGACAAUUCCUCUGCGACGUGUAACGAUGGAUCCCCAGCUGGGUACUACAUCAAGGAAUCUAAAGGCAGCAAGAGAUGGCUGAUAUUCUUGGAGGGUGGAUGGUACUGUUUCAACAGACAGACUUGUGACACCAGGUACCAGACAAUGAGGAGAUUCAUGAGCUCCCUCAAGUGGCCACGCACCAGAACAGGUACAGGUAUUCUGUCUCCUCAGCCAGAGGAGAACCCCUAUUGGUGGAAUGCCAACAUGGUGUUCAUCCCAUACUGCUCUAGUGAUGCCUGGAGUGGAGCCUCAGCAAAGACUGACCAAAGUGACUAUGCGUUCAUGGGCUCAGUGAUCAUUAAGGAGGUGGUUAAUGAGCUGCUUACUAAAGGACUGGACAGCGCUAAGGUCCUGCUACUGGCUGGGAGCAGUGCGGGGGGUACAGGUGUACUACUGAACGUGGACCGUGUGGCGGAGCACCUGGAGUCCCGGGGACAAGGGGAAAUUCAGGUCCGGGGUCUGGCUGACUCUGGCUGGUUCCUGGAUAACAAGCAGUACAGAUCUACAGACUGUCACAGCACCAUCAGCUGUGACCCUACUGAGGCUAUCAGGAGAGGAAUCAGGUACUGGGGUAGUGUGGUGCCAGAGAGCUGCAGACAGACUCACAUAGGAGAGGAGUGGAACUGCUUCUUCGGAUAUAAAGUCUACCCCACGCUCAAGAGUCCAGUGUUUGUAGUCCAGUGGUUAUUUGAUGAGGCCCAGUUAACAGUAGAUAACAUCCACCUGACUGGUCAUCCGGUCCACGAGGGACAAUGGAGAUACAUACAGAAUCUGGGCAAUGAGCUGAGGAACACACUCAAAGACGUCCCGGCCCUGUUUGCUCCAGCCUGCCUAUCCCAUGAGGUCAUCACCAGGAAUUACUGGAUGGACAUCCAAGUCAAAGGAACAUCCCUCCCCAGAGCCCUACACUGCUGGGACCGUGGUCUCCACGACAACAACCUCCACCAAAGAUCCUCCAACAAUGACACCCAUAGCAACAAUCCUAACCCCACCCCCAAUAAGGCCCUGCCCCCAGCUUCCUCUCCGAGGCGCUGUCCUCUGCGUCUGAUUGACAGCUGCCCCUGGCCUCACUGUAAUCCCACCUGUCCCACUAUACGGGAUCAGAUCACCGGACAGGAAAUGAGCGUGAUCCAGUUCCUGAAACACAUGGGGUUUGAUGUUGCCAAGAUGGCCCAGCAACAGGGCAUGGACGCAGGGAGACUGCUGGGGAUGCUGAAUAACGGGAACUGAGCAGGGAGAGACUCACACAGGUAGCUGAAAUGAAACGCACACACACACUCUGACACAGCAGCGCCAUAGAACGCUUUGGUGGAGAUGAAAGGAACAGAAUAGAAACAGAACUGAACUCUAAGCAACAGAACUGAACUCUAAGCAACAGGACUGAAUAAAUUUAAGUUCAAACAACUGACCAAUGCUGAACUGACCAACGCUGAACUGACCAACGCUGAACUGACCAACGCUGAACUGAACAACGCUGAACUCAACAACGUUGAACUCAACAAC
Messenger RNA from Oncorhynchus kisutch (coho salmon), 2427 nucleotides. Its product is annotated as palmitoleoyl-protein carboxylesterase notum1a-like. Gene Ontology annotation, biological process: negative regulation of canonical Wnt signaling pathway; protein depalmitoleylation. The coding region runs from base 544 to 2154 and encodes 536 amino acids. NCBI's taxonomy places the organism in Eukaryota, Metazoa, Chordata, Actinopteri, Salmoniformes, Salmonidae. The record is from RefSeq and is a predicted model, not a curated record. Gene Ontology annotation, molecular function: palmitoleyl hydrolase activity. The transcript has 11 exons.